UUUUCAUUAAUUAACAAGAAACGCUGAAGAAUGAAAACAUUGAGGGUUUCCCUAUGCCACGCUUUGUUUACCCUUUUAAUAUGAGUUAAAUUUUGAGAAAUGAGAAACCAUGUCGAGAACUAGUACAACAGUUCUUCUAUUUUGUCUGCAAAUAACUGUGUUAACGCCUGUUUGUGAGGCCAAUUUUUUAUCCAUACAUGAUUCAUUGUUGUUCGUUUCUACACUUGAUGGUACACUGCAUGCUGUCAGUAAAACAACAGGAAAAACACAGUGGACAUUACAAGAAGAACCAGUUAUAAAAGUGCCAGUUGAGGUCACAGCAGGGAAACUUAGUUUCUUACCUGACCCCAAAGAUGGAAGUUUGUAUGCAUUAGGAGAUGGCAUGAACGGGAUAAAGAAAUUACCUUUUACAAUACCACAGCUUGUCUCAGCAUCUCCUUGUAAAAGUAAUGAAGGAAUCUUAUAUACAGGACACAAAAAGGAUGUAUGGAUAGCUGUAGACCCUGUCACAGGAGAAAAGAUUCGUACUUUAUCUAUGGAUGGAACACAGAAAGUCUGUCCAUCUGAUGCUGAAAAUGUCAUAUAUAUUGGAAGAUCAGAGUAUACAAUUACUAUGUUUGACAGUAAAACUGGACAUAAAAGGUGGAAUGCCACAUUUACAGAUUAUUCCACAAAUGUAGCAAACAAGGAUAGUAAAGAUUAUGAUUACAAACAUUUAUCAUCCAGUUCAAAUGGAAUGAGCGUAACCCUUGAUUCCAAAUCUGGUGAAAUUAAGUGGUUAAAUAACUAUAAUUCCCCAGUGGUUGCUAUGUAUUCCUUAUCUCCAGAUGGUCUUCAGAAGAUACCUUUCUAUACCUUUGCUCCAGAGACGUUAGAACAUUUAACAGGGAAACUUACCUCUAGGUUAUGGAAGGAAAAAUUUCUAAAACAUGGAGAUCAGGAAGUAUUCUACCCUACACUUUAUGUUGGAGAAUAUGAACAUGGAUUUUAUGCCUUAGGAUCUCUGGUGGAUGAGACAACUGUAGCAGUUGCACCAAAAAACCAAGGACCAUUACUUCUUGAGGGACCAAAGUUACCUCCAAAGAAGGGAAACAGUCGUGAGGAAACUUCUACAGCUUCCUCUAAACGUAGAGAACACUCUUACAUGAUGUUAGGUCACCAUGAGAUUCCAGAAGAAUCUAGCAACAAAAUGUCACCUGCAUUAGCAAUAACUGACAAGUCCAAUAAUGUUAUCUUUCCCAAUAUUGACCCUGUUCCAGAACCAAUGAAACCUAACAUUACUACAACAGCUGACCAAGGAAUAUAUCAGUAUAUUGAUGUCAAGGUUAUAAGUUCAGCAGCAGUCCUGGUCAUCACUGUUCUUAUGGCAUUCUAUAUGUUUACAAGGAGAACAGAACAGUCUAUAAAGAUAUUACUACAGAAACAAUUAGAAGAACAAAAGUUAAUGAGCCAAGAGCAAAAGUCUGCUCAGACAUCAAUGCAUAAAAGUGGAAGUUCUGCAUCUGAUUUAUAUGAUGCUGUACCAGAUGGACAUGUACAGGUUGGAAAAAUAGUUUAUAAUCCUAAGGCAGUGCUUGGCCAUGGUUGUGAAGGAACGUUUGUUUAUAAAGGAAGAUUUGAGAACAGACCUUGUGCUGUAAAGAGGUUGUUACCAGAAUGUUUUACAUUUGCUGACAGAGAAGUAGAGCUGUUGAGAGAAUCUGACCAACAUGCACAUGUCAUUAGAUAUUUUUGUAUGGAAUCUGAUAGUCAGUUUAGAUACAUAGCCUUAGAGUUAUGUGUAGCUACACUUCAGGAUUAUGUUGAAGGGAAAAGUCAGUACUCCAGAACAUUUGAUUCUCUUCAACUAUUACACCAAGCUGCAUCAGGAAUUGCUCAUCUACAUUCUUUGGGAAUUGUUCAUCGAGAUAUAAAACCACACAAUGUGCUCAUUUCACAGCCUGAUACAGGAGGCAAUGUUAAAGCUCUUAUAUCAGAUUUUGGUUUAUGUAAAAAGUUGACAGCAGGCAGAAUCUCAUUUUCACGAAGGUCAGGUGCAGCAGGAACAGAAGGAUGGAUAGCACCAGAAAUGUUAGAUGAAGAUAAAAGAACAACCUGUGCAGUAGACAUGUUUUCUUUUGGGUGUGUGAUAUAUUAUGUUUUAACAAGGGGAAAGCAUCCAUUUGGUGAUUCACUCAGAAGGCAAUCAAAUAUUUUGGAAGGAGACUACAGUCUACAAAGUCUUCCCAUGACAGAUUUUUAUGUAAGAAGAGAUUUGAUUGACAGACUUUUAUGUUUUGAACCAUCAAAAAGAUUAUGUGCAAAAGCUAUUUUGAAACAUCCCUUGUUUUGGAGUAGAGAAAGACAAAUGGCAUUUUUUCAGGAUGUGAGUGACAGAAUAGAGAAAGAAACUGUGGAUAGUGAAGUUCUUAUUUGUUUAGAAGAAAAAGGUUUGGAAGUUGUCAAGUUUGACUGGAGAAAGCAUAUCAGCGAGGAAUUACAGAAUGAUCUCAGAAAAUUUAGAACAUACAAAGGAGAAAAUAUCAGAGAUUUGUUGAGAGCCAUGAGAAACAAAAAACAUCACUACAGAGAGUUGCCUGAAGAUUUAAAGAGAUCACUUGGUGCUAUUCCUGACCAGUUUGUACAAUAUUUCACCUCCCGUUUCCCUAAGUUGUUAAUACAUACCUAUAAUGCCUUACGUUGUUGUCAAUAUGAACGUGUCUUUCAGCAAUAUUACUAUAUUGAAUAAAGAUUCAUUCUAAUUCUUUAUAAAAUAAUUGUGAAAAGACUUAUUUUAAUAUUGGUAAAAUAUGAAUUGUUAGAUAUCAAAUUAUAAAACACAAAAUUGUGGUUGUAAGACAUCAUUCAAAAAAAGUUUAUAUAAUGCUUAUUUUAAUGUCUCAUGGUUUUCCAAUUUUUAAUCAAUAUAACAAAUACAACUCAUUGAAUUUCAAGUGUUUUCAUUUAUGAUAAUUUUUGUUGUUAUAAGUUUUAAACUUUCAGUUUAAUCAUGGCGAAAUUAAUACUUUUUUCCUAGUAUCCAAAUCUUCUUACUUGAAAGAAAUGCAAUCAUGAAAUAUAGCUUUACAAUGAGGUAAUUACAUCGAUUUAAGAAUGUAUCAGGAAGAUUUUAAUAAAAAAAAAUAUAUCAUUAAUGAAAAAAUGGUAGCUUAAGAAAUUUAAAUCAGAUCAGCUUGGUAAACUAGCUCUGAUAUGUGAUUGAAAUUUUGAAGAGAAUUUUUUAUUCUAUUUUUAGAAACUUUUUACAGCUAAAAUAUUGUCUCUUUAUCACCAUAGAUAAUUUGCUGUUAAGAUAAUUAUUUACUUUUUCUUGUAUAAAAUGUAAAACAUGGAAUUUUUGGUGAAGACUUUAAUACAUAAUGUUAGAAUAAAGACUUUUAUAAAUGACAAUAAAUUAAUUUCCUUUUCAAAACUGUUUUCACUCAUUAUGCAAAAUUUCAUAUUUAUGUUACCCAUAGUCCGCCUAUAGAUUGACUUUACAACUUUUAUUUGAGUUGUUACUUGUAAUAUGUUACCAAAGUGUGUCAUAAGGAUUCAUAUAAUUGCAUAAUGUUUCUUCAAAUACUGUGAUAAUUUGCUCUUAUCAAAAUAUGUAUCUUUUAACUAUAGAAAUCAUGAUAUUAAAAAAUUUGUUAUGCUUGCCUUAUUUUUAAUACAUGUAUCAUAUAUUGACUUUUGCUUAGUUGCUGUGGAUUCAUUAUUAUGUAGGAUAUCAAUUUUUGUUAUUUUUAUAGGCAACGGCAAACCACAAAUUAACUGUUCUACAAACGACAAAUUUUCUAUAUGCUAGUAUGCAAACUUUUGCAAAACCACAAAAGUACAAUUUUCCUCAAUCUAGGAAAGUUCGUAUCUACAAAAAUAAACAAAUCCAUAGUAUUUGCCACUGUUUAUUAAAAUAAUAUAAUUCUUAGUUUUGCCUCCCACAACUCAUGUCUGGAACAAUGUUGACAAUUGCAAGGUGCUUUAUGUCUCAACUCGACUUUACAAUGGAAGACAAUUUUUGUUCUAGAUUGGCUGUUUAUAUUGAGACCUUGUCAGCAAGGAAGUAUCACUUGAACUAAUCAUCAUUUUAUCAUUAAAGUAGUCCAGUUUAGAAUAAGGUCCUGUUUCAUCCUAUCUUUGUAUUACAAAUCAACAACAUUUGUAUUUAAAUUUGUUGAAAGUAGCAUAUGUCAUGUUAUUUUGACCUUAUAUACACCCUGAAGUUGUCAGAUUAAGUAGUUAAGUUGAAGUUUUAACAGAAGUUUCAAUAUGGGUGACAGGUGAGGAAUAUUUUGUAUGUGGAUUUUUUGUUAGUAGUGUAUAAUGGGUAAGAAAGAUACUUUGUACCAGAGGUACUUGAAAUUGAUAUAAUACAGUGUGAUGAGUUUUCACAUCCAUUGCUCAUCAAUUUCCUGUUCAUUGAAUAAUUGUUAUGGUGGUAGCAUCAGUGAUCAAUAACUCAAGGUACAUCUUGGUUGUUUCUGUUUAAUGUUGCCUAAGUAAUCUCUAGAUAUUAUGCGUUAGUUUAAUCAUACAAAUAUAAUCAUGUUUAUAUUGAUUACUUGAACUAGAUAGGCAUUACGACAGAUAUUGUCUUUUCAGUGAAGCUCUCUGCAGAAAGAUUUAAAAGUUCAUUGAACGGCAGCCAAAACCGUAAAUGUUUCUGUAACUAAAGUAACUGGUUUGAGGUGCUCUUAAAUAUCUGUUGUGCAUAGGUUAACAGGCUUUUUUAAUGAUUAGGUUUUUAUAUAUGUAAAAUGUAUAUAAUGUUUUAUGUUACAAAUUUACUACAAAAUGUAAAUUAUGAACUCUGAAAUAAGAUUUUGACGCCGAUGUUUGCGUAUUCUAAUGUAAUUUAUUUGUUAUUUGCUGAAUAGAUUAAUAUAUUAUUAUCAUUAUUAUUUAUUGAAGUUUCUUUAUUUGUUAUGUUAUUAUAUCAACACUGCAUUGGUGUAUUUGCUCCUUAUGCAAUAUUUGCAUGUCUAAUAGAUAAGGUCUGUGUCUAUGAACAAAAUGUGUGAUAUGAAUCCUUUAAAUGCACAUUUUACAUCACAGAACCAUAUCUAGUAAACAAAAUUCUAAAAUUUGGUUGUUUUACAGUUAAACAUAAUAUUUAAAAAUGGCUUAUUAGAAAGUUCUAAGAUUCAUUGAAUGGUGAUGGUUUCUUGCUAUCCUGUAAAUGUACAUCUUGUUUUGGCAUAUUUUGUGUUACCUUUCAUUGUAAUUUAUCAUUAUUUUUGUUUUAUUUCAAUCAUUACUUGAUUCAUAUUAACACUGCCAUUAGAGCCAGUUAUUGUGUCCUGUAUCCCUGUAAACAUUCUCAAAUGUCAUAAACUCUUAUGUCCAUUAAUUUUGUUUUUUAAAGAAAACUGAACAAAAUUCUUAUGAUGGUUUGAGAAUGUACUUUUAACAAUUACUGAUACAUGACAUUUUCAUCAAAAUGUACACAUAGUCAUAUUUGUAAUUCUUUUACAUAAUCAUGUCAUUAUUUCAUAUACAUGUAGAAACAUUCCUAUAUUUUGUUACAUGCAGAUGAAGAAUAAAAUUCUGUUGAAAUGAAA
This is a messenger RNA of Mytilus trossulus (common blue mussel), 5543 nucleotides long. Its product is annotated as serine/threonine-protein kinase/endoribonuclease IRE1-like. The transcript is spliced from 22 exons. Lineage: Eukaryota; Metazoa; Mollusca; Bivalvia; Mytilida; Mytilidae. Gene Ontology annotation, biological process: protein phosphorylation; intrinsic apoptotic signaling pathway in response to endoplasmic reticulum stress; mRNA processing. The coding region runs from base 110 to 2728 and encodes 872 amino acids. Gene Ontology annotation, cellular component: IRE1-TRAF2-ASK1 complex. The record is from RefSeq and is a predicted model, not a curated record. Gene Ontology annotation, molecular function: protein serine/threonine kinase activity; RNA endonuclease activity; ATP binding.